AAACCACUGCUCUGAUCUUCUGUAAUUGAACCUUUUUCCAUCACUGUUUCCCUUUCUGAGAAGGCUUAGAUUGAGCUCUCCACUUUCUAAGCUGCAGCUGCAGGUUACACUUCUAGAUAAUCCCGGGAAUCAACCAUGAAUGCACUAGCGGCUACCAACAGAAACUUCAAGCUUGCUGCUAGGCUUCUGGGUCUCGACUCGAAGCUCGAAAAGAGCUUGCUCAUUCCAUUUAGAGAAAUCAAGGUUGAGUGUACCAUACCCAAAGAUGAUGGCUCCUUGGCAUCCUUUGUUGGAUUCAGGGUGCAGCAUGACAAUGCAAGAGGACCCAUGAAGGGAGGGAUUAGAUAUCACCCGGAGGUUGAUCCUGAUGAGGUAAAUGCUUUAGCACAAUUGAUGACAUGGAAGACAGCAGUUGCAAAUAUACCCUAUGGUGGAGCCAAGGGAGGGAUAGGAUGUGAUCCUGGGGAACUAAGCAUCUCAGAGCUGGAGCGCCUUACACGAGUUUUCACUCAAAAGAUACACGAUCUUGUUGGUGUCCACACCGAUGUUCCAGCACCCGAUAUGGGGACAGGUCCACAGACAAUGGCGUGGAUACUAGAUGAGUAUUCUAAGUUCCAUGGCUACUCACCAGCAGUCGUAACGGGGAAGCCAAUUGAUCUGGGUGGGUCUUUGGGCAGAGAUGCAGCAACGGGGCGAGGCGUGUUGUACGCAACAGAGGCCCUACUAAAUGAGCAUGGAAAGAGCAUAUCUGGUCAAAGAUUUGUCAUUCAGGGUUUUGGCAAUGUGGGAUCAUGGGCAGCCCGACUGAUCAGUGAAAAUGGGGGGAAGAUUGUAGCAAUAAGUGAUGUAACAGGAGCCAUAAAGAAUAGCAAUGGAAUAGAUAUUCUGAGCUUAGUAAAGCAUGCAAAUGAACACAGAGGAGUAAAAGGUUUCGAAGGGGCGAAUCCAAUUGAUCCCAAAUCUAUUUUGGUUGAGGACUGUGACAUACUAAUACCAGCAGCCCUCGGAGGCGUCAUCAACAAGGAAAAUGCUAAUGAAAUCAAAGCCAAGUUCAUAAUUGAAGCAGCCAACCACCCAACAGACCCAGAGGCUGACGAGAUCUUGUCAAAAAAAGGAGUUGUUAUUCUCCCAGAUAUUUAUGCAAAUUCAGGAGGAGUUACAGUUAGCUACUUUGAAUGGGUUCAGAACAUCCAAGGUUUCAUGUGGGAGGAAGAAAAGGUAAACAAUGAGCUGAAGACUUACAUGACAAAGGGCUUCAAAGAUGUGAAGGAGAUGUGCAGAACCCACAAUUGUGAUCUCCGCAUGGGAGCUUUUACACUCGGUGUCAACCGUGUCGCCAGGGCCACUGUGCUUAGGGGUUGGGAAGCCUGAGAAGCUGCUUCUCUCAAGCUCUAAAUAAAAGGGAGGUGCUGCACUCCCUCGCCCCAAUGGCGCUUCCUUUCCUGUCAUAUUCUGCAUACAACACCCUUUAUUUCAUAGGAUUAGUUGUUUUUAUUGCACAAGCAUGCAAGGAUUGUCAUUUCUGCCCUAUAAAACGCCAGAUUGGUGGCGUAGUUUUGCUUCCUUUUAAUACCUAUUAAUAGAUCUGUGGAUUGAGUCUGGAUAAGAGAAGGGUUGCCCUCUAAAGCUUCUAGGGCUUCAGCCA
Messenger RNA from Momordica charantia (bitter melon), 1645 nucleotides. RefSeq names its product glutamate dehydrogenase 1. Gene Ontology annotation, cellular component: mitochondrion. The record is from RefSeq and is a predicted model, not a curated record. NCBI's taxonomy places the organism in Eukaryota, Viridiplantae, Streptophyta, Magnoliopsida, Cucurbitales, Cucurbitaceae. Gene Ontology annotation, biological process: L-glutamate catabolic process. Gene Ontology annotation, molecular function: L-glutamate dehydrogenase (NAD+) activity.